Trichomycterus rosablanca is the source of this 2060-nucleotide messenger RNA. RefSeq names its product secretion associated, Ras related GTPase 1B (gene sar1b). Gene Ontology annotation, biological process: vesicle organization; intracellular protein transport; endoplasmic reticulum to Golgi vesicle-mediated transport. Gene Ontology annotation, molecular function: GTP binding; GTPase activity. NCBI's taxonomy places the organism in Eukaryota, Metazoa, Chordata, Actinopteri, Siluriformes, Trichomycteridae. Gene Ontology annotation, cellular component: endoplasmic reticulum exit site; COPII vesicle coat. The coding region runs from base 387 to 983 and encodes 198 amino acids. The transcript is spliced from 8 exons. The record is from RefSeq and is a predicted model, not a curated record.
ACUUGGGUUAGAGAGCCAUUUCAGUGUGUCGUGGCUGUGUGGUAACACAAGAAGGCUGUAAAGAAGACUUAUAAUAGAAUCAUUUAAGUUUACAAGAGGCAUUUUCCAAUUGUGUUAAGGAGUACUAUAUUGUCGGUGCAUACAAGUUUCAUCAGAGACACAUCUGACUGGGGUCAUCGUCAUGUUGGAGAAUUAAAUUGGGAUCAAACACAGCCAAAGAAAACAAAAAACAUCCAGAAGAAUUUCCAGCAAAAAGAAGAAGUCCUGCAACAAAUGCUGUGGCCCCCACAGAACCCUAAUCUCAAAGUCAUUAAGUCAGUCUGGGAUUACAUGCUAAAACAGUAACAAGUGAACAAUUUCCUGGCCAAAUUUAACAAAACCCGGAUAUGUCCUUCAUAUUUGAUUGGAUUUAUAGUGGUUUCAGUAGUGUUCUGCAGUUUUUAGGGCUGUACAAAAAAUCAGGAAAAUUAGUAUUUCUUGGUCUGGACAAUGCUGGCAAGACUACAUUACUGCAUAUGCUUAAAGAUGACCGACUGGGACAACAUGUGCCUACGUUACAUCCAACUUCAGAAGAGCUGACAAUUGCUGGCAUGACCUUUACCACUUUUGACCUUGGUGGCCAUGCACAGGCACGAAGAGUGUGGAAAAACUACCUUCCUGCAAUCAAUGGAAUUGUCUUUCUUGUUGAUUGUGUAGACCACACUAGACUGGCUGAAUCCAAAACAGAGCUUGAUGCACUAAUGACAGAUGAAACUAUUGGAAAUGUGCCUAUCUUGAUCCUUGGCAACAAGAUUGAUAAUCCAGAUGCCAUCAGUGAGGAGAAACUGCGAGAGCUAUUUGGAUUGUAUGGUCAGACAACAGGCAAGGGUAAUAUUCCCCUUAAAGAACUGAAUACAAGACCACUGGAAGUUUUUAUGUGCAGUGUGCUAAAGAGACAGGGGUAUGGGGAGGGCUUUCGUUGGCUCUCCCAGUACAUUGACUAGAAAUCCUUCAAGGGGUGCACCAGGAACCACCUAUUCAGCGGCAUGCUCAGUCUCAUGUUUGAUUCUAAUGCCUGCCUUCAGUCAUCAAAAAUGGAAGUAACCUAGUACAACUUAAUUUAAAUGGAGUUUAAUUAAAUGGACACUUAAAUCAGUUUUUGUACACUUUUUUAAGAGAAUAUUACUUCAUAUAAACAUCCAUAUGCAAUUUAUUUGUAAGAUGUGAUAAACAUGCAACUGUUUAUAUUGCAAUUGGCUGUUCCAGCAUAAACAAUAUGAAUAGUAUUGUAUUAUGGUCUUCAUUAAUACAUCCUUAAACUUAUAUCUGGCCUCUGACCUAUGUAUAAUCUUCUACAAAAUGGAACUGAUGACUUAGAAGUCUAAAUCUUUUGGAAAAGUAAUUUUUAACUUCAUGUUUCCUUGAUCAACAGAACUGAAAUCAUACAUUUCAGCCUCAGCUCAUUUUAAAGGCAUUCUUAAUUGAGGGAUGAUUAGUUCGCUUAGUCUUUGAAAUUCCAGGAAUAAAAUAUAAAAUAUACAGGCAAGAAAUCACAGAAAAAAGUAACAUAUAUUGCAAACCACUAGAAGAAACUGGUUAAUUGACUAAAACUGUCAAGCAACUAUAUAAUUGGGGAAAGAUUUCCCUUUUUUUUUCGGCUUUUGUAAAAAUUUCAUAAUUUCUUAAUUUCAUAAUUACAGAUGCAUGCAGAACAUAUUUUGGGCAGAUGUCAAAAUGUAAAGGAUAUUUAAUGGAAAUAAAUCAAGUAAACAAGCAGUAUGUAAUGUGUAAGAAUACUAAAGAGGAAUAUUAAUCAUCCGAGCUGGGAAAUUUCAUAUUUGAUCAACAUGCUGUUCAGAACAAGUAAUUUGCAUGCCAUUAUAUUUUAUUUAAUAAACACAAAUUAAAUUUGGCAAAUAAUGUAGUAAAGAUAUAACCUUCUAAAACAUUUUAAGAAGCCUCAAUUGAAUGCCACAUUGCAAGAUUUUUUGUAUCUGUUCUGUUCCUUUGUAUACUGCUUAUCAUUCCAUGUAGAUGUCCAUGUAGAAUAUAUUGUUCACACAAUAAAUGUUAAGACAGGA